This is a messenger RNA of Sitophilus oryzae (rice weevil), 1674 nucleotides long. Its product is annotated as galactokinase-like. Gene Ontology annotation, biological process: carbohydrate phosphorylation; galactose metabolic process. Gene Ontology annotation, molecular function: galactokinase activity; ATP binding. The transcript is spliced from 7 exons. The record is from RefSeq and is a predicted model, not a curated record. Gene Ontology annotation, cellular component: cytoplasm; cytosol. Lineage: Eukaryota; Metazoa; Arthropoda; Insecta; Coleoptera; Curculionidae. The coding region runs from base 343 to 1548 and encodes 401 amino acids.
AAAAAAAAAAACGCUGGAUAUGGAUAGCUUUGAAUUAGGUGUACCUUUAACUGAUUCUGGCUGUUCUAAGGUUAUCGCUUUUUGACACGGCUUAUCAGAAACGAAACAAGAUGUUUAUUAUUAUUGAAUAGAGAGAGUACCAGUAGAAAGUGUGAUAUCACUUUGACAAGACAGCAUUUAGUUCCCACAUCAAAAGCACCAGUGAUUUCAGACAUUUCGGACAUCAAGUCAAAAUCCACUAGAAAAAAAAAUUAAAAAAUAAAAUAAAAGAGUGACAGUGAAAUCUAAUAAAUAUUAAAUUAAAUAGAGAGAAUUUUUAAAUACCUGACAAAAGAGUAAAAAAUGGCAGAAAAGGUGCAAAGUUUGGAAUCCUUGCUGAAAUCGGCUGAAGAUAUAUUUAAGCAGGAAUUUGGGGCACCAGCGGACAUAGCAGUGUCGGCGCCAGGAAGGGUCAAUCUUAUUGGGGAACAUACAGAUUAUAAUGAUGGAUUUGUCAUGCCCAUGGCACUCCCUCUAGUGACGGUGGUUGUAGGAAGAAGAAUUUGUGGUGAGAUCGCAACUGUAGUGACUACAAAUAAGGAAGUGGACGAACCUAGAAAAAUAACUAUUGACAUGCCCAAUCCCAAUGCACUCGUCAAAACACUGGAACACACUGGUCCAAAAUGGGGAUUGUAUGUCAAAGGAGUUAUCUCAAACUAUGUCGGAGGCUGUCCAGCUGGAUUUCAAGCCGUAAUCCAUACCAACGUUCCUACAGGAGGGGGGUUGUCCAGUAGCGCAUCAUUGGAAGUUGGUAUCUACACGUUCCUAGAUGCAUUGACAGGUUCAACAAGCGUAUCAUCAAAUGAUAAAGCUUUGGCAUGUCAAAGGGCCGAGCACCAAUACGCUGGCAUGCCCUGCGGCAUCAUGGACCAAUUCAUCUCUGUGAUGGGUAAAGAAGGAAAUGCUCUCUUAAUUGACUGCAGGAGUAUGAACUCCGAACUAAUUCCAUUAGAUGACCCGAAAAUUGUAGUACUUGUUACAAAUUCCAACGUCAAACACGAGCUGACUGGUAGCGAGUAUCCUACAAGAAGGAAACAUUGUGAAGAGGCAGCAUUAUUGCUGAAAAAAGUCAGUUUAAGAGAUGCCAACGAGAGUGACAUCCAAUACUUAAAAUCUAUAGAAGCUGAUGAAGUACUAAUAAAACGAGCUAGACAUGUGGUGUCAGAAAUACAAAGAACUGUACAAGGUGCUACAGCACUGAAAGAACGAAACUAUAACAAGUUUGGACAGCUCAUGAUUGAGAGUCACAACUCGCUGAGGGAUGACUAUGAGGUUUCCUGUCCAGAAAUAGACUCUUUAGUUGAAUUAGCUCUUAAAGUUGACGGAGUUUUGGGUAGUAGGAUCACUGGAGGAGGUUUUGGAGGAUGUACAGUUACUCUAGUAAAUGCUGAUGCUGUUGACAAAGUGAUCGAAAAUAUAAAUAAAAACUACAAAGGAAAAGCUACAUUCUAUGUUUGCAAACCUAGUGCAGGGGCUCGCAUUUUAAAAGCAUACAAAUUCCCAGAAUAAAUGGAUUCUACAUGUGUAAACACAUAUAAAAAAGUACAAUAAGGAUGCCUUGAAAGAAACCCCAAAAUAAAACAAAUAUAUAUUAUAUUUAAAUAAAAAAAUUGCCUUACCUAAAAUUACACUAAA